Molecule: messenger RNA, 445 nt
Organism: Rotaria sp. Silwood2
Lineage: Eukaryota; Metazoa; Rotifera; Eurotatoria; Philodinida; Philodinidae
Source: the annotation of a GenBank genome assembly
AUCCUAAAUUGAUCAAAACCUGACGACCUCGAUGGAGUAAGAUCGGUCGUGGUUUAUAUGGACUAGCUCAUAUAUGGAGCAAAAUCUCACUAUAAAAAAAUUGUACAUGUACCUCGUGUUGUCCACGGGUGCUCACUAUUCAUUGGACAAGUUUGUAAUUUUUUUUUUGCUGGAUGCUUUUCAGACUGUCUUCGGGUGAAUUAGAAGACGAAAAUGAAAAUCCAAGACCACUUCCAAAAAGUGGUAUAAACCCCAUGGAAUCACCCAUUUAUUCUUAUUUAUUAAUUAAUUAUUAAGAAAUAAAAUUUACUUUUAAUAUAUAGGUACACAUGGUCAUAUGAAAUGUCUAUUUCAUGGAAUUCUUAAAUCACAAGAUACUGUAUUUAUGAAUCUCUAUAAACAUAUUUAUCCCAAAUGGACAUCUGAAUCAUUGACAAUUCAAUAA